CACACACACACACACACACACACACACACAAACAGUCUUUAUUUCCUGUAUUAACCCCUAUGCAUUUAAUAGAGUACUUACUAAGAAUACUUUUUGUAACCCUGGAAGUACGGUAUAGAGGAAUAAAAAAAAGCUUUGCGUCAAAUGUUCUCACGAAAAUAUAGACAUAUAGCAAGUUAAAACCACCAUGAAGUCUUCUGAUACAACACUUGCACAUUUUUACACACACACUCAAACAACACGUGGUGCAAACUGUACUUCUUAUCAUCAGCCGCAAACGUGACAGACGCGAAAGUCUGAGCAGCGUUAUUGGUUUGCUAGGUCACUAAAGGAAUGUAUUUGCUCUCAUUAAUGUUUAUGAUGUGCUAUAUAGCUGGGUGGGGAAAGCAUUGAUUCUGUUGUCCCUCUAUACGGUUCACGAUUAGACCGUGGAAAGAAGAGAACUUCACUGAAAAUCAAUUCAUUUGGCUGCUGGGAAUUUCAUGAUAUUUAAAACCACGGCGUACUGAAGAUUAGUAUGAAAAAACGUGUGAAAACCCGUGAACCAAGCAAGGUAUUUGUGCAUGUACCUAUGGGUACGUGUUUGCGUCUUUUGCGAUUAAGGCUGGGGGCUAGUUUUGCUCAGUAGGUUCAAAAAACAUGCGUGUACAUAGUGUUAGGAAUAAACAUUAUAUUAUAUUAUAUUAUAUUAUAUUAUAUUAACUGUAAGGGGUUUCAGGAAGUGUGUUCUGUGCUGUUUCAUACUUAGUUGAAAGUUGCAUGGAAAUCUAAACUAAAUGACCGUUAUACAAUUGCCUUGCAUUGCAAUGUAUACAUUUUAGCCUCAAAGGAGUAUCUUAAUUUUAUCAAUAAAAUACACGUCGUGGUAGAAAAUUUAAAAUAUGCUUUAAAAUACUAGAAUUGUCCUGUUGGUGACUAUAAAACCAGAGUAUGCAAUUUUAUUAAAGAAUGAAUUAUACAGUGAAUUUCACAUUUCUUAACGCGAAACACGUGUACACUGUAUUUUAAUGAAGACUGGAAUACUUAUACUUAGCACUAGGGCCUUUACAUUGCAUUCAUAUAUCCAUGUAAUAUCGAGUAUAAUUCCUAUACAUUUUUAACGUUAAGAUCUUUAGUUAUUUUAUGUAAGGCCACUAGAUAAGAUAAUAUGUAGGCACUACUCUUUAUUUAGAUAUAUAACUUACUCGAGAAAUAAUGCACACGUUUACACUCGAACUAAUCACCUACAUUUAACCAGACCGAUUGUAUUUAAAUGUACUUUUUUAUUCUUAAUUUGCACUCACUUCUAUAAUCUCCAGUGGUUUUGUAGGGAACUAUUGGAUGCGACAGUCACAAGGAUAUGUCACAUGAACAAACUAGCUUAGUCCUGAAGAAAAUGGGGUAUGGUGUAAAUCUGGGGUGUGUGCUGUCAUUUAUCACGCUAACUCGUAAAAACAACAACGAAGAGUCCCGGCCAACAAAUCAACGGCCAAAAUCAUGAGUUCUUCUUACUAUGUGAAUUCUCUUUUUAGCAAAUAUACUGGUGGGACUUCCCUUUUUCAAAAUGCAGAACAGAUUUCUUCCUCUUUGGCAUCCAGCUCUCAGAGAUCCGGGUAUGGACCGGGGACUGGAGCCUUUUCGUCCUGCUUGCCUGGGCUGUAUAAUGUGAAUAAUGCAAUCUACCAGAACCAUUCUGUGUUCACGUCCGGGUAUAGCCUAGACUCGGAAGCCUACAACCUCCACUGUAACUCCCUCGAUCAGAACAUUCCUGUUCUGUACAAUGAGCCCAGAAAACCCAAUUGCGAAAGAACGGAUCCUGCUAACCUCAACCACCAGUCUGAAGGACAUUUCGAGAUGUAUCCAUGGAUGAGAACUUCAGGUGGUGAUGGGAAGCGUGGGAGACAGAAUUACACUCGGUACCAGACACUGGAGCUCGAGAAAGAGUUCCACUUCAGUCGCUAUCUGACUCGCAGGAGGCGGGUUGAGAUCGCUCAUGCCCUGUGCCUCACGGAGAGGCAAAUCAAAAUCUGGUUUCAGAACAGAAGGAUGAAGUGGAAAAAAGAACACAUGGAUAAGAACUCGAACCCCAGGACAACAACUGAAGUGAAAGACGAAGAGGAGCAAUCAUAAACAACAACAGCCGUAUAUAAAUAAUAAUAAACAAACGAUCUUAUAAAAAGAAUACGACAUCAACGGGCAGAUUUCUAAAGAAUUGCUUUUAACAAACUAAACGUGAUCGAAUAAGUUACCUAAUUGUUAGAAUAU
Polyodon spathula (Mississippi paddlefish) is the source of this 2244-nucleotide messenger RNA. Its product is annotated as homeobox protein Hox-A7-like. Gene Ontology annotation, molecular function: DNA-binding transcription factor activity, RNA polymerase II-specific; RNA polymerase II cis-regulatory region sequence-specific DNA binding. The transcript has 2 exons. Gene Ontology annotation, cellular component: nucleus. Gene Ontology annotation, biological process: regulation of transcription by RNA polymerase II; anterior/posterior pattern specification. The record is from RefSeq and is a predicted model, not a curated record. The coding region runs from base 1477 to 2109 and encodes 210 amino acids. Lineage: Eukaryota; Metazoa; Chordata; Actinopteri; Acipenseriformes; Polyodontidae.